GCUGAUUACGUUACAGGAAACUAGGCUGGGGUGAAGCGUCGAGACUCGUAGCUGCUGAUGCCAGUAGCUGUGCUGCGUUGGGUUAAGUGAAGGAAGGGAGGUGAGGAAGGAGUGACGAUGCUGGUGGUACGGCCGGCGACUUGGCGGGCUCUGAGAGUACUGGUAGCUUCCCAAGGGAGGCGGCUUUCAGGAGCUAUGCAGCAACAAGAUAAAGGCAAUGCUGAUGAAUCUUCACUUCGACCAUUGUACAUGGAUGUCCAAGCAACCACUCCUCUGGACCCCAGGGUUUUGGAUAGUAUGCUGCCUUAUCUUGUAAAUUUCUAUGGUAACCCACACUCAAGAACUCACGCUUAUGGUUGGGAGAGUGAAUCUGCCAUGGAAAAAGCUAGACAGCAAGUUGCAUCAUUAAUAGGAGCAGAUCCUAGAGAAAUUAUUUUUACCAGUGGGGCGACAGAAUCAAAUAAUAUAGCAAUUAAGGGUGUUGCAAGAUUCUAUAAAUCCAGGAAGAAACAUAUAAUUACAACACAAACAGAACACAAAUGUGUGCUGGAUUCAUGUCGUGCCCUUGAAGCUGAGGGCUUUCGAGUCACAUACUUGCCUGUAAAGAAAAACGGGAUUAUAGAUUUAAAGGAUCUAAAAAAUGCAAUACAACCAGAUACGGGCUUGGUUUCAGUAAUGACUGUGAAUAAUGAAAUAGGAGUGAAGCAGCCAGUUGGUGACAUUGGUCAGAUCUGCAGUUCCCAUAAAAUUUUCUUUCAUACGGACGCUGCACAGGCAGUUGGGAAAAUUCCUUUGGAUGUCAAUAAUCUGAAAAUUGAUUUAAUGAGUAUCAGCGGCCAUAAAAUCUAUGGUCCUAAAGGGGUUGGUGUAAUUUAUGUUCGGCGGCGACCAAGAGUAAGAGUAGAACCUGUGCAGAGUGGGGGAGGUCAGGAGCGUGGAUUACGUUCUGGGACUGUGCCAACUCCUUUAGCAGUUGGGCUUGGAGCAGCUUGUGAAUUGGCACAACAAGAGAUGGAGUAUGACCAUAAGCGAAUAAGCUUAUUAGCUGACAGAUUAGUUACAAAAAUAAUGUCAGAAAUUCCUGAUGUGGUAAUGAAUGGAGAUCCAGUGCAUCGUUAUCCAGGUUGCAUCAACUUAUCAUUUGCAUAUGUAGAAGGAGAAAGCCUGCUGAUGGCCCUUAAAGAUGUGGCUCUCUCUUCUGGAAGUGCUUGCACAUCUGCAUCAUUGGAACCAUCGUAUGUGUUACGAGCAAUUGGAACAGAUGAAGACUUGGCUCACUCCUCUAUAAGGUUUGGCAUUGGCCGUUUCACUACUGAAGAAGAAGUAGAUUACACAGUAAAAAAAUGUAUACACCAUGUUAAGAGAUUAAGGGAGAUGAGUCCACUGUGGGAAAUGGUACAGGAUGGAAUUGAUUUGAAGAGCAUUAAAUGGACACAACAUUAAGCAAGAAGAUCGUUUGUAAUCUUGGACUGCGUGGAUACGGAUUAAAAGAAUAUUUUCUUUACAUUCCUGAGUAAAACCAUGUGGUACUUGUUUUAAAAAUACUAAGUCUUUGGGUGAUCAGUUCUCCUUUCCUAAAGCCAGAGCCUAAAAAUUAAAUCUAAGACAAAGUUUUGUCAGUUAUACAAUUAUGCUUGUACAUCAGUAGAUAUACAUGGAGAUUAGUUUCCUGGAACCAAAGAACUUAUAAUACUUUUGAAGAUGAUAUUGGUGCAGCUUGGUGUGACAAAUCUUCAGCAGCUGUAUUAUCAUGGGGGGGAAAUGUUUGUUUCUCCUGUUCUCUCUAGGCUGCUGUGUUUCACCAACAUCUGUCCUGUAGCAAAAGCAUGUGUUCGUAUAGACUAUGUUCCAAAGUAAUCCUCUUAUAGAAGAUAGCCUUUCAUCUAACAGUCCAUGUCUUAUAUUUGAGCAUUGGUAUUCAUUUGCUUUGUAGCAAACACAACUAUGCUAAAACUAUUUAGCUCCCAAAUGCAAAUCACUUCCCUCUUCAUUUAUAAAAUUCAGCUCGUUUUAAUGAUUUCAUCUCUGCCUUUUUCUCUCCUGAUUUCCUCAAAUAAACCCAUGUUUUGUUAUCCCAAAGUAUUUUCUCCUGCUUUCCAGAAUUUAGAAGAUGAUAUGAUGUAUUGCCACCAAUUAUUUUACUGUGCCAUUGCCUUAUUGUCGUGAUAUGGAAGAGUUCAACAUAAUGUUUUUCCUGCAGGGUAACAUAUGUUAUUUUUGUGAAAGAUAAGAGGCUAUGGGCUUGAGAAUGUGAUUGUGUCUGUGUAGAAAUACAGUUACAGAAAUGCCCCAGUUACAUCAUAACUUAAAAUAAAAUCAGCAAUAGCCAUUGGUUUUCACUUCAGAGUGCCUGACAGUGCUGGAUUAAAUUAAACUGGAGAGGCUAAGCAUCUUUGGUACUCAACAGUGUAUGCCUUCAUUUGUAUGGAAUGUUUUUGGACCGGUAUUACUUUUUCUUGUACUGUAGUAGACAGAAAAAAAUAUUCCAGGGGAGGAGCUUUUUGUGUUUAUUUCUUGCCUUCUCAAAUAGAUGCAGGAAGGAAAUUUAACUGUUCUAUAAAAAGGUGUUUGCUUUGUGUGCGUACUGUUUCACAGAAAUGGCUGCUAACCUAGGCUGGAAUCCAAUACAUAUCUACUCAAAAGCUCCACUGGAUUCAGGUAAGCAUGUAUUGGAUUGCAGCCCUAGGCAGUAAAUCACCAGCAUGUUAUCAACAAAAAGUUAUUUGCAGAAGUAUUCUACUUGUCUUAACUAUGAGUCCUAAACAUACACCAAAACAUUUCCCUUGCAGAUGUAUCGGCUUCCUUGAGACAAUGCUUAUUGCAAAGCUCUGUUCAGGCAGAACUGUACUUCAUGUAGAAGAGUUCUUAAUUGGCAAAAUUAUUACAGAAGUUCUUCAAACAUUUGGUUUGUAAUGGUAGAUAGGACUGAUGGUACAAUGAUGGCAAUUUGUAUUACCAUGUCGCAAAGUUAGAUUUACAGGUUGUAGAAAUGGUUUUCAAAAAAUUGCAAUGUGUAUAUUUUGUGGGGAAGCCAUUAAAUAUUUUUUCCAGCUAAUUUGAUAAAAACAGCUUUGAAACACUUAUUUGCUACUUAUAUUGUAUGCUCAAGACUUUUUGGGACAUUUAUAUUCAUUGUUUCAGAGGAGAUCUGUGCAAUAUAAGUAUACACAAAGGGAGAGGGCAUGUUAUAGACACACAAAAAACAAUCAGUUAAAAAGAAAAUACUGAGUUAAAAUUGGCACAAAAAUGCUUUUCUGUCAUUAGCUUAGUGAUGUGGCCCUCUUCUA
Rhineura floridana is the source of this 3287-nucleotide messenger RNA. It is a transcript of the gene NFS1, whose product is annotated as NFS1 cysteine desulfurase. Gene Ontology annotation, molecular function: pyridoxal phosphate binding; cysteine desulfurase activity. Bases 118 to 1443 code for a protein of 441 amino acids. NCBI's taxonomy places the organism in Eukaryota, Metazoa, Chordata, Lepidosauria, Squamata, Rhineuridae. The record is from RefSeq and is a predicted model, not a curated record. Gene Ontology annotation, biological process: [2Fe-2S] cluster assembly. The transcript is spliced from 13 exons. Gene Ontology annotation, cellular component: mitochondrion; nucleus; cytosol.